GAGAGGCAAGUGGUUCGCAGCGCCCGGCCGGGCGCCCCACACCCGCAGCCGUCAGACGGCAGCGCCUGCGCCCGUGCCGGUGCCCACCCCAGCCGGUGCGCGGGAGCCGCCGGGCAAAGGCGCAGCGGCCGGCGGACAGGUGGACGAUUUCGCUGCCUCGCCCGCUGUCUGCACCCUGAGAAGCCAAGCCCGCAAGCCCAGCAUCCGCCCUCCGAAAUGAAGAAGCUCCAGGGAGCUCACCUCCGCAAGCCCAUCACCCCAGACCUGUUGAUGACCCCCAGCGACCAGGGAGAUGUGGACAUGGAUGUGGACUUUGCUGCAGACCGGGGGAACUGGACAGGCAAGCUGGACUUCCUGCUGUCCUGCAUUGGCUACUGCGUGGGCCUGGGCAACGUCUGGCGCUUCCCCUAUAGAGCCUACACCAAUGGAGGAGGUGCCUUCCUGGUGCCCUACUUCCUCAUGCUGGCCAUCUGCGGCAUCCCCCUCUUCUUCCUGGAGCUCUCCCUUGGUCAGUUCUCCAGCCUGGGACCCCUGGCUGUCUGGAAAAUCAGCCCCCUCUUCAAAGGUGCGGGCGCGGCCAUGCUGCUCAUCGUGGGCCUGGUGGCCAUCUACUACAACAUGAUCAUCGCCUACGUCCUCUUCUACCUCUUCGCCUCCCUCACCAGCACCCUGCCCUGGGAGCACUGCGGCAACUGGUGGAACACAGGCCGCUGCCUGGAGCACCGGGGCGCCAAGGAGGGCAACGGGGCGCUGCCCCUCAACCUCACCAGCACCGUCAGCCCCAGCGAGGAGUACUGGAGCCGCUAUGUCCUGCACAUCCAGGGCAGCCAGGGCAUCGGCAGUCCUGGGGAGAUCCGCUGGAACCUCUGCCUCUGCCUGCUGCUGGCCUGGGUCAUCGUCUUCCUCUGUAUCCUCAAGGGUGUGAAGUCCUCGGGCAAGGUGGUGUAUUUCACGGCCACAUUCCCCUACCUCAUCCUGCUCAUGCUGCUGGUCCGCGGAGUGACCCUCCCUGGGGCCUGGAAGGGCAUCCAGUUCUAUCUCACCCCCCAGUUCCACCACCUGUUGUCUUCCAAGGUGUGGAUCGAAGCUGCUCUUCAGAUAUUCUACUCCCUGGGUGUGGGCUUCGGGGGUCUCCUCACCUUUGCCUCCUACAACACAUUUCACCAGAACAUCUAUAGAGACACCUUCAUCGUCACUCUGGGCAAUGCCAUCACCAGCAUCCUGGCUGGCUUCGCCAUCUUCUCCGUGCUGGGCUAUAUGUCUCAGGAACUGGGUGUGCCUGUGGACCAAGUAGCCAAAGCAGGCCCCGGCCUGGCCUUUGUGGUCUACCCACAGGCCAUGACCAUGCUGCCCCUGUCCCCCUUCUGGUCCUUCCUCUUCUUCUUCAUGCUUCUGACCCUCGGCUUGGACAGCCAGUUCGCCUUUCUGGAGACCAUCGUGACAGCUGUGACGGACGAGUUCCCGUACUACCUGCGGCCCAAGAAAGCUGUGUUCUCAGGCCUCAUCUGUGUGGCCAUGUACCUGAUGGGGCUGAUCCUCACCACCGACGGAGGCAUGUACUGGCUGGUCCUUCUGGAUGACUACAGUGCCAGCUUUGGACUGAUGGUGGUCGUGAUCACCACGUGCCUUGCCGUCACCCGGGUGUAUGGCAUCCAGAGGUUUUGCCGAGACAUCCACAUGAUGCUGGGCUUCAAGCCGGGCCUCUACUUCAGGGCCUGUUGGCUGUUCCUGUCCCCAGCCACACUCCUGGCCCUGCUGGUGUAUAGCAUCGUCAAGUACCAGCCCUCAGAGUAUGGCAGCUACCGCUUCCCCGCCUGGGCCGAGCUGCUGGGCAUCCUCAUGGGCCUGCUGUCCUGCCUCAUGAUCCCAGCUGGCAUGCUAGUGGCUGUGCUUCGAGAGGAGGGCUCUCUCUGGGAGAGGCUCCAGCAGGCCAGCCGGCCAGCCAUGGACUGGGGCCCGUCGCUGGAGGAGAACCGGACAGGCAUGUACGUGGCCACGCUGGCUGGGAGCCAGUCACCCAAACCAUUGAUGGUGCACAUGCGCAAGUACGGGGGCAUCACCAGCUUCGAGAACACGGCCAUCGAGGUGGACCGAGAGAUUGCGGAGGAGGAGGAGUCCAUGAUGUGAGGCAGAAGGCAGGCAGACGGGAGGCCCUGUCUGGGGCCACACAGGCCCUCUAUGGGGGCUGCAAGAGGCAGCUAUGACUGCCGGGAAUCUGAGAGGCUAUGGGAGAUUGCUACAGAGAUGCUGGUGUCCCCAGGACAAGUUGAAGUCUCUCCUGUGACCUCUGCCUUGCCUGAACCCUCUGGCCAGCCCCCUACACACACACACACAUCCUUCAAAAUGAGAAGACAGUUCAGCCUUCACUUUGCAGAUGAACAUGUGAGGCCAAGGAGGGUGGGGCCUGGCCCAAGGUCACAUGGCCGAGAGGACUUGGCCCCCAGCCUCUGAACUGGUUGCUCCCUUUCUCUUGGGGCAGUGGGCACCACAUUCCCAUUUCAUUCAGGGCCCAGAUCCUCCUUUGCUCCAGAAGCGGUCCUUCCACACUUUCACACAACUGAACUUGAACCUGGGGUUCAGGGCAGCCAUAGGCAUUUGAAGCUCCCAAGUCGCUGGGAGUUAAAGGUCAAUAAAUUAAGUGAGGAGAAAGAUCCCUGUGGGUUCCUGUGUGCAGGCAGGCUCCCUGAAGGGGUGGGAGCCGAGGGUCCUGGAGGAGGAGGAGGUUUGCAGAGAGGGAAAAGAAGGAGGGCCUCAGCCAGAGCUGCCUGGUGGGGCCAGGAGGAAGCUGACCUGCUGGGUUGAAAACCAAGAGUGGCCAGAGAUGCUGGGGUUAGGUUCCAAGAGGGCUCAAGUCAGAGCGAAGAACAGCAAGGAGAGAGGAGAGGGACGGCUGGGGGUGGGAGGGGAUUUGCAUGAUACAGAAUAUCAUUUUGGACCUGUGCAGGGUUGGUUAGGGGACAGGGUAGAAGUGGGAGGCUGUGGAGGGCGGGGUGGAGGUGCUGGUGGCCUGAAUUAGGACCUGGAGUGGGGGUGGGGAAAGGAAGGCUGUCAGAGAGGCCAUACCUUCACCCAGUGGACCUUGUGCCCUGCGCCUGGGAGGACAAACAGCCUCUGCUGUGGAGGUAGUCUCAGUCAGGGGUCUUAGGAUCCAGGGCCUCUCUCCCCUCUGCCCCAUCCUGGCAGCCCCUACCAUCACCUCCAGCUCCAGGCGCUGCUGGAAAAUUGGUCUUGGCUGUGAAUGUCAAGGGCAACUGAGGGUCUCAGAGAUGGUCCCAACAGGAUCAUCUGGUCCUGAUGCCACCCACCCUGCUCCGGGGAAGGCAUGAGGGCAGAGGGCAGUCCUGGAGCUGUGGGUCCCUGAGAAAUGAGAUGCGCAGGCAUGCUGAGCCGGUGUCCAGCACAUGGCCCUCCCGGGUGCGGCAGGUGUCCCCGGGGGGCUAUGGCGGGCCCUCCUGUCCUGCCUCUCCUGGCAUCUCCCCACCCCUCUGUGUUCUCUUGGUUGAUUGUUAAUAAAUACCAAAUGAGGUCAUCCUC
Messenger RNA from Marmota monax (woodchuck), 3534 nucleotides. It is a transcript of the gene Slc6a7, whose product is annotated as solute carrier family 6 member 7. The transcript is spliced from 14 exons. Gene Ontology annotation, cellular component: membrane. Gene Ontology annotation, biological process: sodium ion transmembrane transport. Bases 217 to 2127 code for a protein of 636 amino acids. Gene Ontology annotation, molecular function: L-proline transmembrane transporter activity. The record is from RefSeq and is a predicted model, not a curated record. NCBI's taxonomy places the organism in Eukaryota, Metazoa, Chordata, Mammalia, Rodentia, Sciuridae.